AUGGACAACAACCCCAUUGUAUGUGACUAUGGCUCGGGAGUCAGCAAGGUGGGCUUUGGGGGAAUGGAGUCCCCCAUGGUGGUGUUCCCAACUGUCCUCGGGAAGCUACGGCAUGAUAAGGUGCUGGUAGGAAUGGACGAGAAAACCUGGUUCCUUGGGACAGAGGCUCAGAAUAACCGGAAGCAGCUCAAUCUGCAAAGUCCCCUGUGCCGGGCGGUCAUCACGGACUGGGACAGAACAACCAUUGAAUCUGGAGAAGGGAUGACCUACUUUGUGCCUGUCUUUGACGGCUGUCCUGUGCAUCAGUCGACCCUGCAGCUGGACAUUGCGGGCCAGGACCUAACGUUGUACUUCCUGCAGCUGCUGACAGAGAGUGACCAGGUCUGCGUUCAAGAUAUCAAAGAGAGGUGCUGCUAUGUAGCUUUGGACUUUGAAAAAGAGCUGGCCAAAGCCAGCUUGCCUUCCUUCAAGCAGACAUUCCAGCUACUGGAUGGUCAGGAGAUCGAGCUCGGGAAGGAGAGGUUCAUGUGCCCUGAGGCCCUCUUCAACCCAAGCCUCAUCGGGAAGAACACCCUAGGCAUCCACAUGGUGGCCUCCCAGAGUGUGGCCUCCUGCAAGCUGGACUUCUGGAAGACCCUCUACAGCAACAUCCUGCUGUCCGGUGGGACGGGCAGCUGCUUUGGCUUGCGCUUCCGGCUGCAGAAGGAAAUCAGCGACGUGGUUUCCCCGCUCUUAAAAGUGAAGGUGUCCUCCUGCCCAUACUCCAUCUACAGUUCUUGGGUUGGGGGCUCGAUCCUCUGCUCGCUCCCCACGUUCAAGGACAUGUGGAUCACAAGGGAUGAGUACAUGGGCACUGGCUCUUCCAUCAUCAGCAGAAGAAGCUUCUGA
Messenger RNA from Elephantulus edwardii (Cape elephant shrew), 888 nucleotides. Its product is annotated as actin, alpha skeletal muscle 2-like. The record is from RefSeq and is a predicted model, not a curated record. The coding region runs from base 1 to 888 and encodes 295 amino acids. NCBI's taxonomy places the organism in Eukaryota, Metazoa, Chordata, Mammalia, Macroscelidea, Macroscelididae. The transcript has 6 exons.